This is a messenger RNA of Synchytrium microbalum, 2070 nucleotides long. RefSeq names its product glutamine synthetase (gene GLN1). NCBI's taxonomy places the organism in Eukaryota, Fungi, Chytridiomycota, Chytridiomycetes, Synchytriales, Synchytriaceae. The transcript is spliced from 11 exons. Bases 1 to 2070 code for a protein of 689 amino acids. The record is from RefSeq and is a predicted model, not a curated record. Gene Ontology annotation, molecular function: glutamine synthetase activity.
AUGGAUUUUAAAGAACUCCUGGCCGAGGAUAAGAGGAUUAAGCUUAGCGGAGCCGAUAUUGAUGGUACUACUAGAGGAAAAAUUGUGAUCAAGGACAAGUUUCUCAAGAGUCUUGACGGCGGUUUUGGCUUUUGUGACGUGAUUUUCGGUUGGGAUAUACUGGAUCGUGUAUAUGAUGCGGGCACGAAUGCAGUUUCGAACGCUGAAGGAGGCUUCCAAGAUGUUAUCGCAAAGGUCGAUGUGAAUACCAUGAGAAGAGUUCCUUGGGAGAAUAAUGUGCCACACUUUUUAGUCGACUUCCAUUCACCAACGACAGGCCUACCACUUCCACAAUGUCCGAGAGGACAGCUUAAACGUGUCAUUGCCGAAUUCGCACAACUAGGACUUAAACCUAUGUGUGGGAUGGAGUACGAGUUCUUUUGUUUCAAAGAAACGCCCGACUCUCUCGAAGAUAAACAAGGCGUCAAACUGCAAAGUUUGGAUCCAGGAAUGUUUGGAUACUCAUUUCUGCGGCCUACGCUGGUUCAGGACUGGUUCUAUGAGGUAUAUGAUAAGCUUGCCGAGUAUGAUAUUCCGAUAGAAGGAUGGCACACUGAAACUGGCCCAGGUGUCUAUGAAGCAGCCAUACAAUACUCUGAGGCUCUCUUGCUGGCCGAUCGAGCACACUUGUUUAAAACAGCAGUAAAGCAAAUAUCUCUGAAACAUAGCAUCAUCCCAUCUUUUAUGGCAAAACCAUUUGCAGACCAGCCAGGCUGCUCUGGUCAUAUCCAUAUAUCGCUGGCCGAUAUACAUACAGGAGAAAACAAGUUUGUCGCUCCAGAUUGGAAGGACCACAUGGAUGACAAGACUGGAAUGAGCCGAAUCAGCCCUAUUAUGAAGCACUUUUUAGCAGGACUGUUGGAAGGAAUCCCUUCUAUUAUGCCAUGUCUUGCUCCGACUGUAAACAGUUACAAGAGGUUUACUGAAGGCUUUUGGGCGCCUGUUACUGCAACAUAUGGAUUCGAAAAUAGAAUCACGUCCGUGAGGCUCAUUGGUCCCCCAUCGGGAGGUCCUGGAACUACUCGAUUGGAACUCAGAAUUGGAGGUGCUGAUUGCAAUGCAUAUCUCGCAUUAGCUGCUGCUUUAGCAAGCGGGCUACGUGGUGUGAAAAAGCAACUAGAGCUACCAUUUCCACCUGCUGGUGAUGCCUCCGAAUCGUUGCCUGAUGCAAAACGUGGUGGUCGUCUACCCAAGAACUUGAAGGAUGCAACCGAUGUUAUGAUGAAGGAGGGAUCUAUCGCGCGAGAAGUCAUGGGAGAUGAAUUCAUCGAUCAUUUUGGAGUACCAGUUUUAGCACUCUGCACUUUGCCUAGAAUACAGAAAACAAUCAUAUCAACCAUGCAAACUACAGAUCAAAGCAAAUUUAUGCUCUCCAACUACAUCGCUCAAUUCAAAAGCACUGAACGAGUUGGUGAUGAGGAUGAACUCAAGAUCGCUCAACAAUCUGGAAAGGAAUCUGCUGGGUGGAUUACCUUUAGAAUGAUUUCGAAAGAUAGUUCCCAAGUCAAGUAUCUGGCCUAUGAGUCUGUGUUUGAAACCGUCGUGACAAACACAUCGCUGGACGCAAUCUCUGCAGGUGUCAGGAAGGUGCUCAAGGAGGACUCGAUCAUUUGUCUCAGCAUGUUGGAAAAGGAAUCCAAUAUGAAAAUUGUCUUGUAUUCAUGCAGCCAAAUCAAUUCUGGAACGAUACUUUCGAAAUUGGUUUGUGAUAAAUCGUUACUUGGCCGCCUCAUCGAAAUCUUUGUCGUGGAACAGGGUAUGAGCCUUGUCAUCGAUCGUGCCAUCAAGUGUAUGGGUCGUCAUGAUACUCGUGAAUUGGCUCAAUUAUCAGUCUCUGCUGAUGGGUUAUCUUGGAUCUUGAAAGAUGCUGAAGCCUGGCAUGAUGGUCUUGGAAUUGUUCCCAAUUAUACACAUGCUCGUCAAAAUGAAGAAGUUGAGCUUCUUGCUGAUCGAGCCUUUGGCCUUGUAUCUCGUUUGUUGUCUCGCUGGAAUAUGCUUACUUCUGCUGCCACAAAUGGCAUUGAAGAAUGA